AUGCCUCUUUUGAGCUCAUCCACAUCAUCAUCUACUGCUGCUUCCACCAAGAGCAAGAGACUUGAAGGAGCAAAUCGUACCGCCAAAUCAAGCAACAAUGUAAGCAUGUCCUUUCGAACUAUCGGUCGUAUGGGUCAGUCCAUGUCUGCUCUGAUGCCCAGUAAAAGCAGCAGCAAAGCAUCUGCAGCAGCAGCUGAAAAGUGUAAACUAAGCAAUGAACAAGGAAUCCAAGAAGAAGAAAAAGAAGAAGCGCUUGACCACACCCCUUUGCCCACAAUGAAUAUUUCGAAUGAAGUUUGGGAAGCAGCUCAGGACAAUCUACUAUCUGAUAUUGCAGAAGUGCGUCGAGCAAUGGACCUCUUCUUGAAUUCUCGUAUUCCCGAAUCAGAGAGAAUUUUGGAGCCUAAGCGCUAUUCGACCUUGUAUCAUUCACUGGGCUAUUCGUUUGUGCUUUUCCUCAAGAGCAUGAUGACAUUUCAGCACACAGAUAUCGAAGCCGCCAUUGAAGCGCUGAAAAAGACGAUCCAAUUAGCAGAUGCUUUGCGCAAGAAGGAGACAGGGUGGUUGGGAAACAUCACAUCUUGGGUAAAAGGUAUCUCCGUUCAUGAUGUUUGGAACAUGUCUAGGUUACAUCGACAUGCUGAACUGGUCUAUGCAGAAUCCUAUUUGCUAAAGGCAUUGCUGUGUAUCAUUCAUGACGAGAGCUUUGUCUCAUUCUUGCGCGAAGGGCUUCAUGUUCGAGCCAGUUAUAACACCUACAAGACGCUCAAGAAAUACCUGAUUCAUGUGCAAGAGCAAGCAUUGCUGGGGAAGGAUGUGUCAUCAUGUGGUCUUGAUGAUCAUUUUACUUCAGGUGUAUCACUUGGUGUCGGUCUAUUCAAUUUGAUGAUCUCCUUAUUACCCAAUUCAUUACUGAAAGUGGUCGAGUUUGUGGGCUUUACGAGCGAUCGUGCUUACGGUAUGGAAAUACUGGAAACUGCUGGCGGUUGGGAACAGUAUGCUGGUUUGCCUCCAUCUGAAUUGCCUCCUCUUCAAGAUGCAAAUGAGGGCCUGAGACGGCAAUUCUGUGAUAUGUCACUGAUGAUGUAUCAUAUUAUUCUUUCCAAGCUGAUCCCCCUUUCCGAUGUAAACGAGGAGCUAUCCGAUCGAAUUCUUGCAUACAGUCUUAAAUUGUAUCCCAAUGGCGUCUUCUUCUUGUUCUUUUCAGGCCGUCAAUUAGGGGCUCGAGGUCAAUUGAGCGAGGCUAAAUCGCAGCAUCAAAAGGCCAUUGACACACAAAAGGACUGGAAGCAAUUGCAACACAUGUGCUUCUGGGAAUUAGGCUUGAUCAAUCUGCUGCAGCAAAACUGGCAAGAGGCUCUCGACUGCUACACGACGCUGCAAAAAGAAAGUAACUGGUCAAAGUGUGUUUAUUACUAUUUGCAAGCUAUUUCUCUCUACACGCUCUCCAUCUCCAGUAACAAAUCCGCUGAGGAGCAGCAAAAAUUAGCCAAGGAAGCAGGUGAAAUGAUGCAUAAGGUCACUGGCGCCAAACAAAAGAUUGCAGGCAAAUCAAUCCCACUGGAAAAAUUUGUUGCCAGAAAAGCUCGAAAGUUCAUUGCGCAAAACAACAGCUUGCUGUUCCCUGAUUUGGAGGCUUUGAUAGCCUUUAGCGCCUUUGAUUUCAUGUCCAUUGAUCUCUUGUACAGCAAUCUGCAGCGCACCAACACUGAAAUCUACCGCCUUACUCACGAAACGAAACACGAGGAAGCUCUCAAUUACUAUGACGACCUGUGUCUUAGCCACUAUCUACGUGCCACGGUUCUUCGACUCUUGCUGGAUCAAGUCAAGGACGCAGAUGCUGUAAAAAAGGCUGAGUGGAGAAAGCUGCAUACCGAAUCCAUCAAAUGUGUCAUGGAUAAUGCCAGCAAAGUGCAAUUGGAUCACUACAUCUACUAUUUCACUCGCUACGAAGAGGCUCGUAUGAUGAUUCAUGACCAACUGUACGAAAAGGCCAGAGAGACCGUGCAAUCUAUCAUCAAAACCAGCGAGAAGGGCCAAUUCAACAUUGGUGCUGGUCCACAUGCCAAGAACAAAUAUAGCUUGGAAAAUACCAUCUUGUUCAGGUGUCAUAACUGCUUGACCCAAAUUGAAACACUAUCUCAGGGCACUACCACUACUUUGUCUACCUCCAAUAAUGAAUCUGACGAUGACUCUGAUCAUUUCUCAUCUGCCGCCAAUUCUAUAGCCUCCAUUGAAAAAGAAAAAUAA
Molecule: messenger RNA, 2250 nt
Organism: Mucor velutinosus
Lineage: Eukaryota; Fungi; Mucoromycota; Mucoromycetes; Mucorales; Mucoraceae
Exons: 2
Coding region: 1-2250 (749 amino acids)
Cellular component (GO): cytosol; mitochondrial outer membrane; nucleus
Molecular function (GO): protein binding
Source: RefSeq, a predicted model, not a curated record